AUGUUUUUUAAUCAUCUUCCGGUGGAAGUUAUUCAUCGAAUUUACGAUUAUUGUGAUACAACAACGAUAUUUUCUGCUCGAGUUACUUGCAAACAGUUACACUCGGCUGCUAAUUCUUAUAAUCAAUAUGAACUUGACUAUAAUUAUACAACAGCAGAUAAGUUAUCGAUAGUUAUUCGUUUGAUUCCAUUGGAAAACUUUGUUUCAGUGAUUUUAUCUCGUGGUUACUUUGAAGAUACUUGGAUAUCGGAUUUAUUAUCGCUUAUCGACAUUCGCAAGUUGAAUCGUCUACGUUCAGUAGCUCUUUCUGGUUUAAAUGACGAUGAAUUGGAGCGUAUUUUAGAGAGAAUAAAUUCGAACUUUAUUCUCUCACUUGCAAUUGAUUUCGAUGAGAAAAAAUGCAAUAAAGUAUUUGGUAUUGUGUCAUCAGCGAUUGCGCGAAUUAAUAUACGAAAACUUCAUUUAAAUACAAUUGGUUACAAUAACAAAAAAAUAACAUGGCCAACUAACUGCAGUUUAAAAUAUUUGAUUAUUGAUACUUGCACGGACGAUCAGUACCAAAUUAUAAUACACAACCUAUCUUAUUUAGAAAAUCUCUUUGUAGGAAAAUUUGUUGAUGAUUAUUAUGAAAAUGAUGAAAACCUCUUAUUAUCUUCAUCAUUGAAGUAUCUAACUAUAGCCGAGAUCUCGCUUCCUAUGAAAGACAUUCAACUUUUGCUUUUAAAAACACCUGGUCUUAUCAAUCUAAAACUUACUUCGGUCAAUCGAGUAUUUGACACUCUUUUCAAUGGUACGAGUUGGGAAGUAUUUAUUCGUAAUGCUCUGCCUUCGCUAAUUAAAUUCGAGUUUUUCUUUGAAAGCUGUUUAAGCGAAAAACAUUAUGAUCAUAAUGGGCGUUGCUAUUAUCAUAAAGAAGAUUAUAUUCACACGAGUCUCAACUCAAUUAUUCUUCCAUUUCGAACGCCAUUUUGGCUCGUAGAAAAAUGUUGGUUUGUUACUUGUGAUUUCACAAUAAAAUCUGGUGAAAUAAGGAUCUACACCAUGCCUGCAAUUGUUAUUGAAGAUUGGAGUGAAUAUAGAUGCGAAUUACUUCCAUCAGAUAGCGUACCUCACUUUGCGAAACGAUCAAUCAAUAAAACUAUCAACACUACUGGAGAUAAGACACUCACUAUAUUACGUCUUGAUGAUAAUCGAAUCGAUGCUGUUUCAGCGCAACAUCUUGCUGAUGCGUUAAAACAAAAUAAGGCGAGCACUCUUACUUUUUUGAGUCUAAAUCGCAAUGAAAUUAAAGAAGAAGGCGUAAAAUAUCUCGCUGAUGCCUUACAAACUAAUGCGACGCUUCGUAAACUUCACCUUGAUUGGAAUACGAUCGGGACUGCUGGAGUACAAUAUCUUAGUAAUGUUGUGCGACAAAACACGGUAAAUUUUUAUCCAUUUUAUUCUCUCAAUGAUUUUCCUAUCUUUCAUUUAACAUAGACACUCACCGAACUCAGUAUAGUCUAUAACAUGAUUGGAAACAAGGGAGUUGAAAGCUUGUGCGAUGCUCUUCGACACAAUAAAGUAAUCCACAUUAUCCUUUUAUAUAUUCAACUUCAGAUGGGACUGCGCUGUAUAUUUUUCUCUUUGUGUAGACACUGACUUCAUUGAGUCUUAUUAACAAUCAAAUAGAAUUUGUUGGUGCACAACACUUUGCUAAAAUUCUACAAAAUAAUUCGGUAGUUUGUUUAAUAUUUUUAAAUCUUUCGAACUUGUUUCUUUUUCUACAAAUAGACAAUCACCAAAAUCGAACUUGGAGCAAACUUGAUCGGAGACAAAGGUGCGGGGUAUCUCGCUGAUGUGUUUCGAAUUAAUUCAGUAAUUUGUAUCUAAAAUCGUUAUUUCUUUCAUAACUAUUUUAAUUGGUAUGCAGACGAUCCUCGAAGUGGACUUAAGACGAAACAGAAUCGGAAACAAAGGUGCCGAAUUUAUUGCUAGUAGUUUACGAUACAAUAAGGUAAGUCACAGUUUGUCUCCAUCUAUUUGAUAUAAUUCAUCUUUUAUACAUAUAGACAAUUACCGAAAUAGAUUUAAGUGACAAUAGAAUCGGAGACAAUGGAAUAGACUAUAUUAUCGAUGCCUUACAAGAUAACAUUGUAAUUCUCGCUAGUUUUAAGUCCAUCUUAUGUUUAUUUUCAUCAUUAUAUAUAGACACUUGAAACAAUAAAAAUUAACGAUAACCCAUGCAAUUUUGAAAAGAGAAAAUACUUAUAUGACUUCUUGAAAGGAAGGAGUGUGAGUUAUAUUCUUUCUUUAUUUUUCUUAUGUUUUUUUUAUUAUUUUUCUGCAGACAAGUGAAGACGAAACAGAUAGCUCCUCGGAAAGCUCAUAAGAAUUAUUAAACGACCAUCAAAAGAAAGACAAUACUUUUCAAGAGAUUCUGUUGUUUUUUUCAUUAUAUACAAAUGUCUUUUCUAUUUUAUUCUUGCUUUUAUUUAUCCAAAAUAAAGUCAUACGCAUGAAAUCAUUAUUACCUUAAAUUUUUAGCUGGAUUUUAGGAAUAAUUUUAACGCAUUAUGAAUAGAGCGCUUUUCACCGAUGAUUAUGAAACAUUAAUCAGGAAUAUAGAAUUAAUUUACAAUUUCUAUGACCAAUAUUUAUUUAUACAUCAAGAAAUAAAGAUUUAGCACAUGUUUUCAGCGAAUAUAUACAUUUGAAAUAUCGAGGGUGCUGUUGUUCUUUUCAUCCACCCUCACCCACACCUAGAGGCCUGCAGGGCAAGACAUUUUAGCAACCUGUACCCUGCCCUGCUCAGCUUUUGUCAACCUGCAACCUUCCAUGCCCUGCCCUGCUAUACGUUAUAAAAAAAACUCUAAAAUUUCAUAUCAAUUUGUUAUACAAUUUUAUUUAACUCAUUUUAAGUCAUAGAGUGAAUAAAUAAAAAAAACAAAAUCACAUAUCUCGAAAAUUUCAGAUCAUUAACAUAUCGUCUAUAACAUCUGGACUUAAUGUUCUGUAUAAUUUUAUAGAAUAUAUCGUUAGUAUUUAGUGUGAAAAAAUUAUGACAGGUUGACAGGUUACGACCCUCACACCCUGCAACCUGCCCUGUAAAAAUUUCUAUAACCUUGUCUUACCGUGCCCUGGCCGGGCAGGGCAGGUUAGCUCAGCCUGUAGGACUCUAGUGCCAACAUGUUAGUGAAUUGUUGGAUACUUUUUCAAUGUUUUGAUUCUGUACAACUAUAUACACUUCACAAGAUUUAUUAAAGCAUACCCAAAGUUCUGUUUCGUCUUGAUUAGUACAUCUUUUUCCAUAUUUUUGACUGUCGUAAAUAAAUGUUAGUGAACUUCGAUUAGUGGCUGUCCAUUCAAUAUCAGAUGUCAUAAUUUAAAUAACAUUUAAAUAUUUAUUUCAAUAUAAAAAAUAAUUAAAUAGCUACUGGUGGUGUGGAUGUAAGUGUGGGUGUGGGUGUGAGUUGGCUAGGGCUGAGAAAGAUAAAAAACUCACACUUACACCCACACCCACCCUCAAGAUGAUUUAGGGGAAUCACAAUUUACGGUAAAUGAUAAACAUCCUGGAUCAUGUAUAAAUUUAUUAUAUUAUCAUACUGAGAAUCUGGAAGAAAAAUAUUCACCUUUAUCAUUACCUACCAUCUCUUAUCAUAAAUGUACCUUGACCAUAUAAAAAUAGUUUUAUCGGUGAAUUGUUCAUGACUCAAAAACUCCUGACUACGCCACUAUGUUCACGUAUUAAGAACCAAUUAAAAUAUUUUGUUAAUUGUAUAACAU
Molecule: messenger RNA, 3762 nt
Organism: Adineta steineri
Lineage: Eukaryota; Metazoa; Rotifera; Eurotatoria; Adinetida; Adinetidae
Source: the annotation of a GenBank genome assembly